AUGAACGAUAACAUCGAAUUUAAUGAUACUGAAAAUUCAAAUGAAUGGAUUAAAUGGAUUGAAGAGGCUAUUACCAAAAAUUACUUUAAAUAUUACGAGUUUAAAUAUUUUAAUAAUUUUCAAGAAGUUGGUUCAGGAGGUUUUGGAAAAGUCUAUCGUGCAAAUUGGAAAAAUUCUCAUAAAUAUUUUGCAUUAAAAUCUUUUUUUAAUCUCAACAAUGCCACAGCAAAAGAAAUUGUCAACGAGUUAAAACUUCAGCGUGAGGUUGAUUUUCAUGAGAAUAUUAUUCGUUUUUGUGGUAUUACAACUUCUGAUCAAGAAAUCUUUCAAAACGGCAAUUCAAAAAAUUAUUUAUUAGUAAUGGAAUAUGCCAACGGAGGCACUCUAAGAAGUUAUUUAAAAGAACAUUUCAAUAAUCUCACUUGGAAUGGAAAAUUAAAUCUGGCGCUACAAUUAGCUCAUGCUGUGUCAUGCUUACACGAUGAAGGAAUUGUACAUCGUGAUUUGCACUCUAAUAACGUAUUGGUUCAUCAAAACAUCAUUAAAUUAGCAGAUUUUGGAUUAUCAAAAAGAAUUGAAGAAUCAUCUAAUCUUCAAUCAAAAAUAUUCGGGAUAAUUCCGUAUAGCGAUCCAAAAAUAUUUGUUAGACGAAGAAAUAAUAACAAUCAAAUAAAAUUAUAUUCAUUAAACGAAAAGAGCGAUGUUUACAGUAUUGGUGUUCUCUUAUGGGAAAUAUCUAGCGGUCAACCACCUUUUUGUAAUGAACCAUAUGAUGUUAGUUUGGCUAUGGAAAUUUUACAAGGUCUCAGAGAAAGCCCUGUACCUAAUACACUGGAAGAUUAUGUAAAGAUUUAUAAGGAUUGUUGGAAUGGUGAACCGGAUAAUCGUCCAACGAUCAAUCAGGUUGUUACUGAAUUGCAAGUCAUUAUUUCGAAAGAUUCUAGCACGAACAUUCAAGUAUUGAGUGAUCAGCAAAUUAAUGUAAAUACUAAUGAAGUUACAAAUACUAAUGAAGUUACAAAUAAUACUAUAGAUAAUUCAUUAUAUGGAGAAAUGUCUCAAAUUAUUCAAAAUUUUAAUAAAAUGAAUAUGAGUGAAGUAGUAUCAUCAACGUCAUCAAGUAAUAAGACUAUUUUAUUUGAGAAUAAUUUUAGUGUAAUAGCUGAUAAAAUAAUCAAAGAUAUUCUUAAUAAACAUAUUAAUAAGAAAGAAAUUCAAGAAAUUCUUAAUUACCUUGAAGAACAAAAUACAACGCCACAAGAAAUUUAUAACUGGUUAUUAGAUAAUCAAAAUAAUUCAAAUUACUUUGAUUUACUAGGAAAUUUUUAUUAUUCAGGAAUUGGUACUAAUAUUAAUAAACAAAAAGCAUUUGAAUUAUUUCAAAGGGCAGCGGAUUUAGGAAAUAAUAUAGCUCAUUAUGAUCUUGGGAAUUGUUACAGAUGUGGAUAUGGUACUGAUAAAGAUUAUAAUAAAGCUUUUGAAUGUUAUAAAAAAUCAGCUGAAGGAGAAUACCCAGAAGGAAUAAAUGCUUUGGGAAAUUGUUAUUCCGGUGGAAUUGGAACUAUGAUUAAUAAGAAAAAGGCAUUUAAAUUAUAUCAAAAAGCAGCAAAUUUAGGAGUUGGAAUAGAUAAUUUAGCAUAUUGUUAUCGAUAUGGAACUGGAACUAGUAUUGAUAAACGAAAGUCAUUUGAACUAUUUCAAAAAGCAGCAAAUUUAGGAAUAAUGGAAGCUCAAUACGAACUUGCUAACAUAUACGAAAUUGGAGAUGGAGUGAUGAAAAAUAUUAAUCAAGCGGUUUACUGGUAUGAAAAAUCUGCUGAACAAGGACAUAAAAACGCACAAAUUAGAUUAAAAGAGAUCAAACAAGUAGAAUAAUUCAUGUAACGUAAAUUAAGAUAUUUUAGUUCGAUUUAACUAUAAAUUAAAUCAUAACGAAAUUAUAUCACUUAGGAUUAAUAUAAAACAUAGACAACAAAAGUGAUAAAUAAUUAUUACAUGUGAAACGCGUAGUAAUAGUAACAGUAUACUAUAUUCUUUGUAAAAGUUAAUAAACAAUUAUUAUUUGGAACAAAAGUUUGAAAAAAAAUAUAUAUUUAUAUGUAUGUAUGAAAAUG
This is a messenger RNA of Rhizophagus irregularis DAOM 181602=DAOM 197198, 2114 nucleotides long. RefSeq lists its product as uncharacterized. Gene Ontology annotation, molecular function: protein kinase activity; protein binding; ATP binding. Gene Ontology annotation, cellular component: cytoplasm. Gene Ontology annotation, biological process: protein phosphorylation; signal transduction. The record is from RefSeq and is a predicted model, not a curated record. Lineage: Eukaryota; Fungi; Glomeromycota; Glomeromycetes; Glomerales; Glomeraceae.